This is a messenger RNA of Monascus purpureus, 4212 nucleotides long. The record is from the annotation of a GenBank genome assembly. Lineage: Eukaryota; Fungi; Ascomycota; Eurotiomycetes; Eurotiales; Aspergillaceae.
AUGGCGAGCAGUUCAAGCGGCGCUUCCGCCCUUCUGCUCUCCGCGCGUUCCGAGGCAAGCCUCCGUUCGAUGUAUCAGUCCCACGAGAAGAACGCCUCCUUCUCCUUCGAUAAGCUCGACCCGUUAUUGAGCAGUCUCUCCCCCGAAUCUACCCUCCAAGCUCUCUCGUCGACAAACGCCGUGCCCAAACACGAGAAGAUUGCGCAGGACCUUCUCACCAACAGCAUAGCCCAGGUUUCUCCCGCAGAACGUGCCCUAUGUGUUCGUGCUGCCGUGGCAGCGCAGAAGCUGGGGCAAUGGUACAGAGAAGUGCGGACAUGGUCCUGGCCGCAAGGCAAAGAUGCGCACCUGGGUAAGGGGUUCAUCCCCCCGUCAUCUCCUCCCGUCAGCGAAAAUGCGUCCGAAACAAUCUAUUAUGGCAGUCUCCCGGCGAACGCGGUUGAGAAGUACGAACGCCGCAUCGAAGAAAUCCGGGAUGGGAUAGACACGUUGGGAAUGGAAGAGCUGAAGGAACACGUUCUCAAUGCCCACGUCCCCUAUCGCUCUCGGCCCUCUUCUUCGGCGAGCACCAUGUCUGCGCCUCCCCCACUUAGCUAUGUCCAAUUAAGUGACUUUACUACCGUUAUCACCGCCACCAUACUGCGUGCCCUGCCGCUUUUGUCUCGCCUCAACAGUCUCCUUUCCACCUGGGAUGCCCGGCUUCUUGCUCUACGUCAGAUUCCCGAUCUUCUGCAUGGCCUGCGCUAUACACGGGGCGCGCUCGAUUCGUCGUUUCGCUCUUUACGGUCUGCGGAAUCUCCUAGAGAACACGACACCUUGUAUUCCAGAGCCAAUUUCCGCGCCAAACAGGCCGAACUGGAGCGCAUGGUUGUCUCCGUUGGGAGAAAAAUGGACGUAAUCCUCGAUGCGCUGGAAGGCCGCGAAGACUCCCUGCCGGAAAGCUGGAUUGACGAUCUGGAAGCCAUCGAGGCUGAUUUUGGCAACUGGGUUGUCGACGCCGAGAGACGCACUGUCGCAAACGAAUUGAUCCGUCUGACGGCAGCGACCAAGAAAGCUUCCCAGAUCCCUUCCAAAGCACCCACCGAACCCGAAAAUCCGACGACACAGGUCCGUUCUUUCAGUACAACACGCCCAAUCGGGCGCGCCCCGAUGGGGACUAUUAAUGAGGAACCAGGUUAUAACCCCGAACCCAAGUCGGCCGAUGUACCUGACCAACCUAGGGUGGCACCCCCGCAAGUUGCUGCUCCGGAUGCUCCUGAACCCGACGCGAACCGCCUUCUCCACAAUCCUCGCGUGGUACCUACGCAGACACCCCUUCCUCCUCCUGUUAUUCCUGAACGCCACUCGAACAGUAUCGCCGAUGAGCAGCGCGAUGGCCCAGCAGCUACGAAAACUUCUACUUCUCCUCCUGUUUUGGAAUUCCAUCCUUCAUCCCCGCCGAAUGGUACGGACGUUGCGAAACCCAGCCUUGACUCUGGGGCAAGCACUCUACAACGGGGAACUACUCCUGCCGUAUGCGAGAGCGAUGCUGCGCAGCGGGAUACAGGCGCAGAUAUUGCAGAGCCUAGUUCUGCCGCGAAGGAACUUGCGCUAGCGGAGAACGCGGAGCUUGGAGUUGACGCAUCUGAUCAACCUGCCCGUCAGACGGAAGAAACUGCUCGGUUGAAUCAACCCGAGGAGAACGAAGCCCGUGAACCAGAACGAACCCCGGCCCCGCAUAAUCCUGUUUCCGAAAUAGUCGGCACUAAGAAGACGGUGUCCUCAUCUCAAAGUGAGUCUACAAGGGAACCCAAAGUUCCUGUUGACAAGUCCGAUUCUGCCAAUAAUGAAAAAGAUGAAAUGGGUGCUCUACUAUCAUCUGUUAAUGUGCCGUCAGUUGCAUCUCCAACUACAGCCUCCGAGGUCGAAUGUAAAACCGAAAGCUCCGUGCCUGACACUCGAACUGGAGAUUCAACUGUUGAAAAGUCAUUUGCCGGUGCACAUCCUUCUUCAGCUUCCCUGGACACUACGGAUGCCCUUGCCAAUCAGAGCUGUCAGUUUCGCAUCACUGUGGAGGAUGUGGAGGGUGAUACGCCACCAACAUCUGCCUCGGGUCCAAAUCCGGCACGCUCUUUCAUAGAAGAUACGUCUGCCACUGCGAAACCGAAACCCAUGACGAAUGUUACCUCACCGCUUGACGGAUCAGCUCUUCCUUCUGAAUCGCCGAAGACUCCAGUCUCAGAGCUGGAAUCCACGAAGAAAACAACCACUGAACCUCGUGCGACCAGGGUACCGGUUUCUCCCGCCGUAGUCAUGGUCGACGAUUCGCGGUCUUCUGAGUCCACCGGCCCUUCCUCGGAGCGCGAUGACCGUCCCAUUUCUCGUGACGAUGACCAGGAAGCGUUUGGUGUACACACGCCCGCCGAAUCUGAUAUCGCCAACCAAGCAGAGACAGAUGCAGGUGCUCCUGCCCCCGUACCUGCGCGGCAUAGGUUGGAUAGCCCUAUCAAGCUACCCGGCCUCCGGUUAGAGCGUAUCGGUCUCGAGAAGGGCGUUGCAAAUCCUCGCCGACGAGGAUCCAGUGCCUCUGACGACUCUAUGUCCGAGUUCCCAUCCCUCAUCUCUAGUCCCGAGGUCCGAGCAAAUGUUCCUGCAUCGCCGAACGGAACUCCUGUGCCCCUUGAAAGUCCUCCGCGACCUUCAGCGGUGGAUCCAGUUUGUGACCGUACUCCACCAAAUCCUAGCCAUACCCUUCGAGCACACCAUCUACUUCGCCUAGAGAGCCAGAAGAAUACCGCAUUUAAACACAACCGAGCCGUUAGCCUACCACUUGAACGCUUCAUUAAUGAACGGUUCAACUUCAAUGGCGAAUCCGGUUUUGAGGUGGAUGAUGGUAUAACGCCCAGACCAGCCUCAGCCGCGCUGUUCGACUACGAACGGUCGGGCAACAAGGGGUCGGGAUUCGAUUCUGGCAACGUAAUGCCACUAAGGCCUGGCUUCUCUGCUGAAGAAGUCCCGGGGGCAGUAUCAGAAGCGAGCUACUUCCCUUCACCGGGUUCAGAGCGCUCAAGAGACUCAAUACCUGGAAGUCCAGGCUAUCGGCCUCAGCUGUUGAACUUGGCCAGCUAUCUGAACAACCCUAGGAUAAACAAACGGCUAAAGCGCAAUCCUAGCCUUGAGAGCCUGGGACUAUGGCGGCCAGAAUCCCCACGGCAGCCCGAAGAUACUCGGUCCCGAGCGUCGACGUUCAGCAGAGCGUCGAAACAGCCCACAGAUUACAUGGACGAAAAGAUUAGCUCCAUCCUUACGAAUAUCCCGGCGCGUAUCCAUCUGGUAUCACAAUCAGGUCACAAAAUCCACGAGUCACCUAUCAUCUCAUCUUUGGCUGAAAAAGAGCGACAACGUUAUCUCGCAGGAUCCCCAGAUGGGUCACCGACACGCAGCAGCACUCCUGCUCCUUCCUUAUUCCUAACCUCUGUUGGAUCUCGCAGCAGAAGACAGUCGUCCUCGUAUACGCCCGAAGAUCGUUCUGUGAGGGUCUACCACCUUGGAGAUCAGAAAUCCAACCCCACUAAGCUUUUCGUUCGUUCUGUCGGGGAGAAUUCGGAGCGACUCAUGGUGCGAGUUGGAGGAGGAUGGGCCGACCUAGCUGAAUACCUAAGAGAAUACGCCUUCCAUCAUGGGCACCGAAAGUCGGGAGAGGCGCCUCAGACUGCGGCAGAACGGCGGUCGCCUGGCGACCAUGCACCCAGGCUGAAACCAUCUCGACCGAAUUCUGCUCUCAGCUCGCGACCUCCCUCGCCCCUUUUUGUUCGGAAAACUCGACGUGGCUCGAAUGUAUCCGCGAUAUCUGAUCUCCGCGCGACAAGGGAUAAACUGAACCUUCCACCACCAGCUUCGAACCUCUUUGCUCGCCGCCGAGAUUCACAAUCGUCCGCGGCCUCCGUGUCGGGUGGAUCUCGUCCGCCUUUGUCUACUUCUCCACCAGCCUCCACAGUUUCCAGCCCGCAAUCAACGCCACUCGGUCUAGCAGGGCCAAAGCCACGAUCGCGGCACGUCUCCAUGUCCCCCGAGAGUGAGGCAUGGGUAGAAGAUGUGCUUGGUCAGGCCAGGCGAACCUCUGCCACCCUGAAGCCACCUCCCAUCCUUAAGAGCAGGGUGUCGUCUCUCCCUCAAAUGCGGGGUGUUCACGAUAUCGGACCGGCCGGGCGACAGCAUACUUACUAUGAAUGA